This is a messenger RNA of Dreissena polymorpha, 663 nucleotides long. RefSeq lists its product as uncharacterized. The record is from RefSeq and is a predicted model, not a curated record. NCBI's taxonomy places the organism in Eukaryota, Metazoa, Mollusca, Bivalvia, Myida, Dreissenidae. The coding region runs from base 248 to 583 and encodes 111 amino acids. The transcript has 4 exons.
UUUUGUGACAAAAAAUAAAAAUACCAUUAUAAAUAGGAACAAUUAAGAAAUUAAGACAUAACAUUAUUAAAGUGUUGUAAUAUAUAUGGUUUUAAAGAUGUUUGGUUUAGUCUACUUUAAAAAGGUGGUUUAGUCUACUUUGAAAAGGAUAGUACACUUGUAAGUGUGCAACAAAAUCUCAGAGACUUGACAUUCGAAGUUUUCAAGCGAAAAUCAAAAUGUUCCAUGAAAUGGGGCGCAGAAGACGAUGAGGAAAGAAUUAUUAUUACCAGAGAUGGUUCAACUGAUGGAACAUUAUCCAACCACAAUAAAAAGAUUUGGAAUGCGCAAGUUUUGCAGUGCUGCCUUUUACCUGAUGGUGAAACUUAGUUCCGGCCAUAAAUCCGAGGGAGACACAAGAACGGUCAAGAGGUCAGGUUCUGGCGGGAACAAGCAUGACAUAAAGCCUGUGCUUGAUGCCGUCAUCAUUUCUGCCUGCAAAGGUUAUGUCUGGAUGUGGUGCAAAGACCACAGCAAAACAGUGCCAGAUGACACCUCUUUCAACAAGGCAGUGACACUCCAAAUAGACUACUCCAGGAAAUAAAUGAAAUCAUCUUGUUUAAAUUGAGACUAAAAAUAGGGGGUGAUUUUUUAAUUUUUACCCUGUCAUAAUGUGAUCAAUUC